Gorilla gorilla gorilla (western lowland gorilla) is the source of this 2619-nucleotide messenger RNA. Its product is annotated as glutamate carboxypeptidase 2. NCBI's taxonomy places the organism in Eukaryota, Metazoa, Chordata, Mammalia, Primates, Hominidae. The record is from RefSeq and is a predicted model, not a curated record. The transcript has 19 exons. Bases 250 to 2502 code for a protein of 750 amino acids. Gene Ontology annotation, molecular function: carboxypeptidase activity. Gene Ontology annotation, cellular component: plasma membrane.
GGAUUUCCUUCUCCUGGAGGCAGAUGUUGCCUCUCUCUCUCGCUCGGAUUGGUUCAGCGCACUCUAGAAACACUGCUACGGUGGAGAAACUGGACCCCAGGGCCUGGAGCGAAUUCCAGCCUGCAGGGCUGAUAAGCGAGGCAUUAGUGAGAGUGAGAGAGACUUUACCCCGCCGUGGUGGUUGGAGGGCGCGCAGUAGAGCAGCAGCACAGGCGCGGGUCCCGGGAGGCAGGCUCUGCUCUCGCCAAGAUGUGGAAUCUCCUUCACGAAACCGACUCGGCUGUGGCCACCGCGCGCCGCCCGCGCUGGCUGUGCGCUGGGGCGCUGGUGCUGGCGGGUGGCUUCUUUCUCCUCGGCUUCCUCUUCGGGUGGUUUAUAAAAUCCUCCAAUGAAGCUACUAACAUUACUCCAAAGCAUAAUAUGAAAGCAUUUUUGGAUGAAUUGAAAGCUGAGAACAUCAAGAAGUUCUUAUAUAAUUUUACACAGAUACCACAUUUAGCAGGAACAGAACAAAACUUUCAGCUUGCAAAGCAAAUUCAAUCCCAGUGGAAAGAAUUUGGCCUGGAUUCUGUCGAGCUAGCUCAUUAUGAUGUCCUGUUGUCCUACCCAAAUAAGACACAUCCCAACUACAUCUCAAUAAUUAAUGAAGAUGGAAAUGAGAUUUUCAACACAUCAUUAUUUGAACCACCUCCUCCAGGAUAUGAAAAUGUUUCGGAUAUUGUACCACCUUUCAGUGCUUUCUCUCCUCAAGGAAUGCCAGAGGGUGAUCUAGUGUAUGUUAACUAUGCACGAACUGAAGACUUCUUUAAAUUGGAACGGGACAUGAAAAUCAAUUGCUCUGGGAAAAUUGUAAUUGCCAGAUAUGGGAAAAUUUUCAGAGGAAAUAAGGUUAAAAAUGCCCAGCUGGCAGGGGCCAAAGGAGUCAUUCUCUACUCAGACCCUGCUGACUACUUUGCUCCUGGGGUGAAGUCCUAUCCAGAUGGUUGGAAUCUUCCUGGAGGUGGUGUCCAGCGUGGAAAUAUCCUAAAUCUGAAUGGUGCAGGAGACCCUCUCACACCAGGUUACCCAGCAAAUGAAUAUGCUUAUAGGCGUGGAAUUGCAGAGGCUGUUGGUCUUCCAAGUAUUCCUGUUCAUCCAAUUGGAUACUAUGAUGCACAGAAGCUCCUAGAAAAAAUGGGUGGCUCAGCACCACCAGAUAGCAGCUGGAGAGGAAGUCUCAAAGUGCCCUACAAUGUUGGACCUGGCUUUACUGGAAACUUUUCUACACAAAAAGUCAAGAUGCACAUCCACUCUACCAAUGAAGUGACAAGAAUUUACAAUGUGAUAGGUACUCUCAGAGGAGCAGUGGAACCAGACAGAUAUGUCAUUCUGGGAGGUCACCGGGACUCAUGGGUGUUUGGUGGUAUUGACCCUCAGAGUGGAGCAGCUGUUGUUCAUGAAAUUGUGCGGAGCUUUGGAACACUGAAAAAGGAAGGGUGGAGACCUAGAAGAACAAUUUUGUUUGCAAGCUGGGAUGCAGAAGAAUUUGGUCUUCUUGGUUCUACUGAGUGGGCAGAGGAGAAUUCAAGACUCCUUCAAGAGCGUGGCGUGGCUUAUAUUAAUGCUGACUCGUCUAUAGAAGGAAACUACACUCUGAGAGUUGAUUGUACACCACUGAUGCACAGCUUGGUAUACAACCUAACAAAAGAGCUGAAAAGCCCUGAUGAAGGCUUUGAAGGCAAAUCUCUUUAUGAAAGUUGGACUAAGAAAAGUCCUUCCCCAGAGUUCAGUGGCAUGCCCAGGAUAAGCAAAUUGGGAUCUGGAAAUGAUUUUGAGGUGUUCUUUCAACGACUUGGAAUUGCUUCAGGCAGAGCACGGUAUACUAAAAAUUGGGAAACAAACAAAUUCAGCGGCUAUCCACUGUAUCACAGUGUCUAUGAAACAUAUGAGUUGGUGGAAAAGUUUUAUGAUCCGAUGUUUAAAUAUCACCUCACUGUGGCCCAGGUUCGAGGAGGGAUGGUGUUUGAGCUAGCCAAUUCCAUAGUGCUCCCUUUUGAUUGUCGAGAUUACGCUGUAGUUUUAAGAAAGUAUGCUGACAAAAUCUACAAUAUUUCUAUGAAACAUCCACAGGAAAUGAAGACAUACAGUGUAUCAUUUGAUUCACUUUUUUCUGCAGUAAAGAAUUUUACCGAAAUUGCUUCCAGGUUCAGUGAGAGACUCCAGGACUUUGACAAAAGCAACCCAAUAUUGUUAAGAAUGAUGAAUGAUCAACUCAUGUUUCUGGAAAGAGCAUUUAUUGAUCCAUUAGGGUUACCAGACAGACCUUUUUAUAGGCAUGUCAUCUAUGCUCCAAGCAGCCACAACAAGUAUGCAGGGGAGUCAUUCCCAGGAAUUUAUGAUGCUCUGUUUGAUAUUGAAAACAAAGUGGACCCUUCCAAGGCCUGGGGAGAUGUGAAGAGACAGAUUUCUGUUGCAGCCUUCACAGUGCAGGCAGCUGCAGAGACUUUGAGUGAAGUAGCCUAAGAGGAUUCUUUAGAGACUCUGUAUUGAAUUUGUGUGGUAUGUCACUCAAAGAAUAAUAAUGGGUAUAUUGAUAAAUUUUAAAAUUGGUAUAUUUGAAAUAAAGUUGAAUAUUAUAUA